Messenger RNA from Aspergillus campestris IBT 28561, 606 nucleotides. RefSeq lists its product as uncharacterized. Bases 240 to 602 code for a protein of 120 amino acids. NCBI's taxonomy places the organism in Eukaryota, Fungi, Ascomycota, Eurotiomycetes, Eurotiales, Aspergillaceae. The record is from RefSeq and is a predicted model, not a curated record. The transcript is spliced from 3 exons.
UGUUAAUUCAUCUAAUUGAUAUACAAAUUUCUUGAACCAUGUUUCUAUUGUUUAUUGACUAUGUGACAAUUAAUAGCCUAUUGUGCAUACAACCUAUCAUGAAUGGACAUAAGCACCAGCUAUCUUUAAUCCUAAUGACUAUAUAUUCUGCAUUUUCUAUUCCCUGAUUAUCUUCAACUUCUGUUACAUCGAACGGCAACCACACCAACCACACCAACCACUACCAGAUCAUCACUAUUAUGGCACCAGCCAAAGGUUCUCACGCCGGCGUGAAGAAGCGAAAGCCGAUCGUUUGUGCCUUUUGCAACGAGAGGGGCCACACCAUCCACCAAUGCUGGCUCCGUGAAGGGCUGCGGGGGAUGGGACGGUCGCGGGUGGCAAUCAAUAGCCACCGCCCCGGCCAAGGACCCCGCCGCCCCGCCCGGUUCGAAGCCCGCGCCGCCAAACGCCACGAUUGGGAGCAGCAGCAGCAGCAGCAGCAGCAGCAGCAGGUGGCGGAGGAGAAGAAGGCGGUGGAGGAGAAGAAGGUGGAGAAGGAAGAGAAGGUGGAUAACCUGCCCCUUCGGGGUAAGGAGGAGGCCGCCGAGAAAGCCAAACAGUAGGAAG